Schistosoma margrebowiei is the source of this 1195-nucleotide messenger RNA. The record is from the annotation of a GenBank genome assembly. Lineage: Eukaryota; Metazoa; Platyhelminthes; Trematoda; Strigeidida; Schistosomatidae.
GGGGUAUUAUCGAAAGGUGCGCUACUUUUCUAACGUGGUUUACCAAGCAUGUCUGUGGACGUACCGUUCUAACUGGGUGGCGACGCUGCACUUAAACCACUAAAUCCAAAACGUAUUUCUACAAACAUCUCCUUUCCUAACACGUUUUCAAGGCUACAGGUAACUUUAUUGAGGCUUGCAGUGACAGUGAAUGCUGCGUCCCUUCUUGUGUUACGUACGUUUAGUAACAACACCUAAACGGUUCCUAAAACAUAAACGCCCUGGGGAUAAGAUGAUUCCACCACCACACUCCAUAUCAUUAACCGUUGUUGGCAAUGGACGUGCUGGUUCCUCGAAAUCAAUGCUCAUUGACACAGGAGUAUGUCGUUAUUUGGUCAACUGUGGUGAAUCAACGCAAAGAGUCUUGGCAGAAUACCGAAUGAAAACUUCGCGCAUACAACAUGUCUUUCUUACGCGUAUGUCUUGGGAUUGCACUUCUGGAUUACUAGGUGUGGCAUUGACUGCAAAGGCCGCAGGAGUUAAGAAGUUAACUAUACAUGGACCCACAGAACUAGAACAUUUGAUGCAAUUGACUCGUCCGUUCACUGAUUGUAAAACAACCGAUAUCGUCAUGAGUGAAAUUCAUAAGAAGUGUUACACUGAUGAUGCAUUUCGCGUACAAUCUUUCCAAAUAUUCAAGCCAACAAACGUAAAUGAAGAACCAGUCUACAAACGACGAAAAGAAAAUCUGGGUAAUGUAUCAGAAUCUAGUGUUUUUAUAUACUACUUUCAGCCAUUUCGUACACGUCGUAAGUUGAUCAUGUCAAAAUUCAAUGAAGCAUGUAUACCAGCGUAAGUCAGUAGUAGCCUUUUAAAUCUAAUUCUACCACGUCUUCCUAAUCCCAAUUUUUGAGACAGAUUUUUGAAAUAUCGAAUGAGUUGGUGCAAACUUAUUGUUUACUACACAUUAAUAAUAACCCGUACGUCGGUACCCUAAUAGUUAUGGUGUUCUACUCUCAACCAUUAAGUUGCAGGUUUGAGUUUCGCUCCACCUACUAUUAUCUGGACAGGUAGGUAGUAUCACUAUCCUUCGCACUUGUGUCCAAACAUGAGUACAGCAAUCUUUGGUAGACAAAUGACUUACAUCAUUAUUAGGUCACGCAGUUUGUGAUCCCACUCUAACUACUGAGGUUCGAACAGCCGGUUUGCGUCACUG